AAGAAGUUGCAGCAGGGGAGUUUCUAAACUCUCCGCUCCUUCCACAGACAAUGACAACCAGGGAGAGUUUAUAGCAUAGCCGGCGAGUUGCCAUGAACUUUGCCGAGGGAGUUCUCUGCCACGUUUAUAUAACGUUAAAGACCUCGACAUAACAUAUUGGCUUGUUGGGAGUAGUUGGAGAAGCCUAGAUCUCACUCUUUAAUUUGAAUUUUUACGCGAUAUGGAAUCAUCCCUGGAGUUCUCAAACUCUUUCACCAGUGUGUCUUCGCCCUCCGGGCGGUGUCGGAUCUUCAAGAUCAUCGUGAUCGGAGACUCCGGUGUCGGUAAGACCUGUCUCACCUACCGGUUCUGUGCCGGUGAGUUCCUCGACCGAACCGAAGCCACCAUCGGUGUCGAUUUCCGUGAGAGAUUGGUCGAGGUCGAAGGCGAGAAAAUCAAGGAGGACAGAGAGGAUGGAGGAGAGAGGACGCAGGAGCUCCAGCUAUGGGACACGGCGGGCCAGGAGCGUUUCAGGAAGUCCAUGGUCCAGCAGUACUAUCGGAACGUUCAUGCUGUUCUCUUCAUCUACGACGUCACCAGACCAGACAGCUUCAGAGGCCUGUCAGCCUGGAUAGAGGAGUGUAGACAGUACUCACUGGGACAGGAGAUAACCAGGUUCCUCGUGGGCAACAAGAGCGACCUCCGUGACACCUGCAGCAGUGACCCCCGCUCCAUCAAGGUCGAAGGUCAGGUGACACGGGAUCAGUCCCAGAAGUUUGCAGUUGCCCACGGGAUGAUUCUGUUUGAAACGUCUGCUAAAAGCCUCCCUGGAGGAGGAGGAGAACCAGGAGGGGGGCAUCAGGACAGCGUGGAGGAUGUGUUCAUGGCCCUGGCCUCCAGGCUGAAGAGACAGACCAGACCCCCUCCCCCGGUUCUCAACAACACAGGAGUGUCUGGGUCCUAUUGUGGGUCCUAUACAGGGACAUCUUCUUUCAGACUGCCAGCCAAGAAGAACCCUCAGAAAGACUUCUGGACAUGCACCUGUUGAGAGAGCCAGGGUGAGAAGAGGGAUGGAACAUAGGAUGGAAGGAGGGGGAACAGGGGAAUUUAGGGUGCCCACCAAGAACUCAGAGAAAGACUUCUGGACAUAUACCUGAAGGAAGGAAGGAAGGAAGGAAGGAAGGAAGGAAGGAAGGAAGGAAGGAAGGAAGGAGAGGGAUAGUGGGAAGUCCUCUCUGAUCAAGCAUCUAUAUCAGUGGAGGCUGGUGAGGGGAGGACGGCUCAUAAUAAUGGCUGGAAUGGAAUGGUAUCAAACACGUGCUCGAUACCAUUUCAUUUACUCCAUUCCAGCCAUUAUUAUGAGCCGUCCUCCCCUCAGCAGCCUCCACUGAUCUAUUGCCUGCUCUCAGAUCUGUUGUCUCCUUCUAUAGCCUGCUCUCAGAUCUGUUGUCUCCUUCUAUAGCCUGCUCUCAGAUCUGUUGUCUCCUUCUAUAGCCUGCUCUCAGAUCUGUUGUCUCCUUCUAUAGCCUGCUCUCAGUUCUGUUGUCUCCUUCUAUAGCCUGCUCUCAGAUCUGUUGUCUCCUUUUAUAGCCUGCUCUCAGAUCUGUUGUCUCCUUUUAUAGCCUGGUCUCAGAUCUGUUGUCUCCUUCUAUAGCCUGCUCUCAGAUCUGUUGUCUCCUUCUAUAGCCUGCUCUCAGAUCUGUUGUCUCCUUCUAUAGCCUGCUCUCAGAUCUGUUGUCUCCUUCUAUAGCCUGCUCUCAGAUCUGUUGUCUCCUUCUAUAGCCUGCUCUCAGAUCUGUUGUCUCCUUCUAUAGCCUGCUCUCAGAUCUGUUGUCUCCUUCUAUAGCCUGCUCUCAGAUCUGUUGUCUCCUUCUAUAGCCUGCUCUCAGAUCUGUGUGUGCUCUUGCCAACUCCGUUGCCGUUAUAAUCAAGCCAUAAAUGUAAGACUGGUACCCAGGAUAAAGCAUUAACCGAAGGGUCGUUCUACUAAUUCGGUGCCUUUUGAAAACAUUUUGACUUCACCUCAUUUUAACAUUCUGUCGUAAAGAGGAUGUUGAACUUCAUUAAGUUUCCCCAUCUCAACAGGUUAAAGACGGAAAUUACUAUAGCAAGUGCCAAAUAAUGUAACGGGGUUGACCGUAACGGGGUUGACCCUAAUCGGGGUUGACCCUAAUCGGGGUUGACCGUAACGGGGUUGACCCUAAUCGGGGUUGACCCUAAUCGGGGUUGACCGUAAUCGGGGUUGACCGUAAUCGGGGUUGACCCUAAUCGGGGUUGACCGUAACGGGGUGGGGUUGACCCUAAUCGGGGUUGACCCUAAUCGGGGUUGACCGUAACGGGGUGGGGUUGACCCUAAUCGGGGUUGACCCUAAUCGGGUUGACCGUAACCGGGGUUGACCGUAACGGGGUUGAUGAUGUCAUCUUAAAUCAGCCAUGAAUCCCCUUGUGACAGGGGGAAUGGAAGCUUGUUACUGUAUGUGCAACAGGCUUCCCAAAACAUUUUUAAUUGUUAAAACAUUUUUAGACUGUCUGUCUGUUGGUAACAGGGUUGACUUGUUGACGCUCGACCCGCUCAGUUUUACUCCACAAAACACCAGAACAUGGCCAGAAAGAAUAGAACCACCUGUUUUGACAUUAUGAUUUGACUACUGGAUGUUCAAUGUUUCUUUGGGAAGAAAUAUUUAAAAUGGGAAUAUUUUCACCAUAUUAAAAUGAGAGUUCAUUUCACUUAACAGGGUUGACCUUUAAAACUGAGGGACUGAAUCACUAAUCACAAUAAAAUAACUAGGGCUUUACAAUGAUGGAGAAAUGUUGGGAUGAAAGGGGUUAAAUCUUCUUAGAAGUCGGAGAGGGUGCACGGAGGGACAUUUCAAAAUGCCGAAGUCUAUUCCUAUUAAAUCAGAUUGAUUGAAUUCUCCAUGUGGUCUAUAUUAAAUGGCACUAAAUUUAAUAUAACAGGCUUUUUAAAAUUCAAUAUUGGUGCUCAAUUUAUCCCUAAAAUAUCAAAGGGAACGCAAAAGGCCCUCAUUUCGUGGAAUGACCCAAAAACAGUGGAGACUCUUGGAUACACUCCCCUGGAAGUACCGCAUAAUGUAACUGUCUGAGGCUUGUGCAGUGGGUCGUCUUUUAUGUGUCUCGAUCUGUCCAUCUUUGCGUUAUGGUCAUUGUAUAGCAGGAAAGAUAUGACUGUACAUUUCCAUUUAUGAUGUGUGUAAAUGUUUUCCAUAUUCAAUAAAAUAAUCAAUGUUCUUCAAAGUUGUAA
Oncorhynchus nerka (sockeye salmon) is the source of this 3241-nucleotide messenger RNA. RefSeq names its product ras-related protein Rab-33B-like. The transcript is spliced from 4 exons. Bases 221 to 1027 code for a protein of 268 amino acids. Gene Ontology annotation, molecular function: GTP binding; GTPase activity. Gene Ontology annotation, biological process: regulation of exocytosis; Rab protein signal transduction. Lineage: Eukaryota; Metazoa; Chordata; Actinopteri; Salmoniformes; Salmonidae. The record is from RefSeq and is a predicted model, not a curated record.